Molecule: messenger RNA, 2508 nt
Organism: Thalassophryne amazonica
Lineage: Eukaryota; Metazoa; Chordata; Actinopteri; Batrachoidiformes; Batrachoididae
Exons: 5
Coding region: 43-1419 (458 amino acids)
Source: RefSeq, a predicted model, not a curated record
AGCAGACGUCGUAUCGUGAUUUAACUUCACAAAAAGAGGAAGAUGCUUUGCUUCAUCUGUCAAUCGUUGAACAAGGGGAACGAGCGCAGAAGGAAAAUUUUCUUCCUCUUCGUUACUGUCAUCAUCAUCAGCCUCAUGUUUGGUGUGAAAUACCCUGUGAAGUUCAAGUUAAACCUCAAGCCAAAUCAGUCUGAGUGCCACCUGCAGAUCUCUAAACACACCAUCACCCCCCUCCACAACACCAAGCACCUCCUGGUUUCGGCUUUCAUGGACCAGAGGGUGAGGGGUUUGGAUGUACGCAUCAUUGGCAUAUUCAGGAGAGACUCCAUCCAGCCCCUUUACUGUCACUUCUGCUGUACAGAUCAAACAUCUGAUGGCACUCCAGCAAAAAUUUUUGAACACACAGACAACUUUGGUUUUCCUUUUGUGACCACAGAUGUCAUGUGCCAACUUCCUCCAAACUGUAAGGCUUCUCAUGUCAGUCUUCUGCCUGAUACACAAAACAAAAAAGCACCCUAUCAAAACUGGCUCACAAUACGAAAUCAGAAGAACGUUGGUGAGGAAGACAACAAGCUGCAGUUUAACUUCACAGUCUGCAUAUCCAGCUUGUUUGGAGGCUACAACAAUGUGCUUCAGUUUACACAGACUAUGGAAAUCUACAGGUUGCUGGGGGUGGAUAGGGUAGUGAUCUAUAAUACUAGCUGUGGUCCAGAUCUUGACCGUUUACUGCAAACUUACACACAGGAGGGUUUUUUGGAAGUGGUUACCUGGCCCAUUGACCAACAUCUCAAUCCAUCUCGUGGGUGGCUUUACACAAAGCAUGGUGGAGACCUACAUUACUACGGACAGUUGACUACACUAAAUGAGUGCGUUUAUAGAUCCAUGGACCGGUCUCGCUAUGUCCUGUUGAAUGACAUAGAUGAGAUCAUAAUGCCAUACCAGCACAACAACCUGAUGGCGCUAAUGGACAUGCUCCAACAGCAGCAUCCAAAGGCUGGAGUAUUCCUCAUUGAGAAUCAUAUUUUCCCCAAAAAACACUUUGAACCAAACAGGAUGUUUAAUUUACCGCAAUGGAAAGAUGUGCCAGGAGUUAACAUUUUGGAGCACAUCUAUCGGGAGGAGCCAGACAGAACAAUAGUCCACCCCUACAAAAUGAUAGUUCAGCCAAGAGCUGUGGAGCAGACGUCUGUGCACAGUGUGCUCAAGUGGUUUGGAGAAACUUUGACUGUUAACCCAGAUGUGUGUCGGCUCAUUCACGUCCGCGUGGCUCUGCGGAAGGUGUUAACGCUGGACCAGCUUCAUGUGGACAAAAGACUGUGGGACUUCAGUGAUAGGAUGAUCGUCAACGUGGACAAGGUGUUGAAGUUGGACAUGUUGAGCCCAAAGAAGAACCUGAGUGGACAGGUGACAAUGUUUUAAAGAAUCUGUUCUCAAAUGUACAACCAUGCCUGUGAACAUUUAGACUACAGUGACUCAGAUGUCACAUGUGACAGUUAUCUGGUAUUGCCACACUGACAAACCAAAUUAAUGCAACCCAGACCACAUUUAUUGAAGAUUUGAGGAAGUAUCUCCUCAUAUGAGUGUGGGUUUAAAAGCUUUAACGAGACACUGUUUUAUCACUGUUGCUUCCCCAACUUUUAAAAUAGACUAGUGGAUUUGGCUCAUAUCACUGAGAUGCGUAAUUCUGAAACUAAACAAGAGAUCUGUCCUGAAGGACAAGUCGCUUCUUUGAAAGUGGUGUUGUAAACUCGAGUGAGAGAUAUUUGGCAUUCUUCCCUGAUUUGUCUCACAAAAACGAUGCCAAGGUUGACAUCCUCUGACAUCAUGCAAGACGGUUGUAAUAUGAACGUAUAUUCAAAUGUCAUGGGUCUGCAAUGAUUGGUGUGGAGGUACUGUGAGGCGAAAGCCCAUUUUUACAUGUGAACCAAGGAGCUGACCCAGAAGAAGUAAGUCAAGGUCGAUGAUCUCUGAAUUCAAGCAAGCACAUUACAAUCCAGGAUUUGACGUCGAGUGAUAUUGUGGUGAAGGCCUAUUUUUAUGUUGACCUGAAUCUGAUCCAAACAAAGUAGGUCAAGGUUGGCACUCUCUGAAACCACAUGAGGGUUAUAAUAUGAACUUAAAUCUGAAAUAUCUUAAUUCUGUGAUGAUUUGGUGUUGAUUAAUGGCACUGACAGGUGGAGCCCAUUUCUGUAGCUCCUGGACUAUGGCAGUGCUAACUAAAAAGAGAGAACAUUGCUUCAUAAAAAUGAUCCAGUCUGGAUACAUUGGGCCAACAUAUUUUAGGUGUUCCCAUAAGGUGUGUCAUAGGGCCUGAGAACUUUGUCACACAACACUCCCAACAUUUUGAACUUUUAUUUCUGAGCCAUAUAAGGUUACAGUCCAAACCCACACAUUUCAUUAGUCUGUUUCUUAGUUGUUGUGAUAGACUUUUAGAUGUUACGAUCCUUUGAUUCCUGUUGGUGCCAUACGCGUAUGGACAUAUGUGAUAUUAAAGCCAUGAUUUGUUGA